Pangasianodon hypophthalmus (striped catfish) is the source of this 6154-nucleotide messenger RNA. It is a transcript of the gene appbp2, whose product is annotated as amyloid beta precursor protein (cytoplasmic tail) binding protein 2. The record is from RefSeq and is a predicted model, not a curated record. Gene Ontology annotation, molecular function: protein binding. The transcript has 13 exons. The coding region runs from base 252 to 2018 and encodes 588 amino acids. Lineage: Eukaryota; Metazoa; Chordata; Actinopteri; Siluriformes; Pangasiidae. Gene Ontology annotation, biological process: intracellular protein transport.
ACGUCGAGUUCGAUAAACGUCUUCGGUAAAGAGGGAGAGGGGGGUUGGAGGACCAGAUUUAAAAUAUGAGAUUAUGACCGGGUCGCGUUUAUAACCCAGACGACAGCGAUCCGUUUCGAUCGCUCUUGGGUUUUUUAGCUGACUGAGGUGUAUGAGGAGUGACGGAGAAAAGCGUUUUACCUUGAUAAGGUAGCGAAGGAAGGGAAAGUAGAAAGGGGGCUGUUGCUGGAUAUUUGGAGAAGGAAAACAACAUGGCCGCUGUGGAGCUGGAGUGGAUCCCUGAGACCCUGUACAACACCGCUAUAUCAGCCGUAGUGGAUAAUUACAGUCGGUCGCGACGGGACAUACGCUCACUUCCUGAAAAUAUCCAAUUUGACGUCUACUACAAGCUUUACCAGCAAGGCCGGCUUUGCCAGCUGGGAGGGGAGUUCUGUGAGCUUGAGGUCUUUGCCAAAGUCCUCCGAGCCUCUGACAAAAGGCACCUCCUACACCACUGUUUCCAGGCACUAAUGGACCACGGCGUGAAAGUGGCUUCAAUCCUGGCCAACUCCUUCAGCCGUAGAUGCUCGUACAUUGCCGAGUCAGACGCUCAUGUUAAAGAGAAAGCCAUCCAAUUUGGCUUUGUUUUAGGUGGCUUUCUGUCAGAUGCCGGAUGGUACGGGGACGCAGAGAAAGUCUUCCUCUCGUGUCUCCAAUUGUGUAUGUUACAUGAUGAGAUUCUGCACUGGUAUCGUGCACUGGAGUGCUGUGUGAGGUUGCUUCACGUGCGCAAUGGCAACUGCAAAUAUCACCUGGGAGAGGAGACGUUCAAACUGGCCCAGUCGUACAUGGACAAGUUAGCCAAACACGGUCACCAUGCCAACAAGGCUGCACUUUACGGAGAACUGUGUGCUCUGCUCUUUGCCAAAAGCCACUAUGAUGAGGCAUACCGCUGGUGUAUAGAGGCCAUGAAGGAGAUCACCGUUGGCCUUCCUGUGAAGGUGGUGGUUGAUGUCCUGAGACAAGCCUCUAAGGCAUGUGUUGUUAAAAGGGAGUUCAGGAAAGCUGAGCAGCUGAUAAAACAUGCAGUAUUUCUAGCACGGGAACAUUUUGGACACAAGCACCCAAAGUACUCUGAUACGCUGCUAGAUUAUGGAUUUUAUCUUCUAAAUGUGGAUAACAUUUGCCAGUCUGUUGCCAUAUAUCAGACUGCCCUGGAUAUUCGGCAGUCUGUGUUUGGAGGGAAAAACAUCCAUGUGGCCACAGCACACGAGGACCUAGCAUACUCCUCUUAUGUGCACCAGUACAGCUCUGGAAAAUUUGACAAUGCACUAUUUCAUGCAGAACGGGCCAUAGACAUCAUAACUCACAUUCUCCCUGAGGAUCAUCUACUACUGGCCUCCUCCAAGAGGGUGAAAGCACUGAUCCUGGAAGAAAUUGCCAUAGACUGCCAUAAUAAAGAAACGGAAGAGCGCCUUCUGCAGGAGGCCCACGACCUCCACCUCUCCUCCCUCCAGCUGGCCAAAAAAGCCUUUGGAGAGUUUAACGUCCAGACAGCGAAACAUUACGGCAACCUGGGCCGUCUCUACCAGUCGAUGCGCAAGUUCAAGGAGGCUGAGGAGAUGCACAUCAAGGCCAUCCAGAUCAAAGAGCAGUUACUGGGACAGGAGGACUAUGAGGUAGCUCUGUCUGUGGGACACCUGGCCUCCCUUUACAACUACGACAUGAACCAGUAUGAUGACGCUGAACGGCUCUACCUCCGCUCCAUCGCCAUUGGUAAGAAGCUGUUUGGAGAGGGCUACAGUGGACUGGAGUAUGAUUACAGAGGCUUGAUCAAGCUUUACAACUCUGUGGGGAAUUACGAGAAAGUGUUUGAGUACCACAACAUCCUGUCCAACUGGAACCGUUUGAGGGACAGGCAGUUUGCAGUGGCCGACGCCCUAGAGGACGUCAACACCAGCCCCCAGGCCACAGACGAAGUGGUGCAGUCCUUCCUGCUGUCAAACAGCCACGCUGUAGGACGUUCCUGUAUGGGUUAAAUUACAGGACCUUGUGGUCUUCAUUCCACACACCUACACUCACCUGCAUUCUCACACAUCCUCAUCUGGAUUUAUUCACACCUAAUCACACACAGCAGCGAGUGGGACUGGAUCCUAAAGCUGCAAGGUCACCCAUGUAAGCAGGUCCCACAGUCCUGUUAUUCACAUGAGCCCUGGUGAAGAGACAUGACAUCUCUACCAAUGCUAUCAGAACUCUUCUGGUGGAAAAACAGCCUUCUGAUGGCACCAAGUUCACGUUCCUGUAAAGGAUUUUUAGAUUUCAGAGGACCUGAUUAUUUAUCUGACUUGCUAAAAAAAAAAAAAAUGAGAGAAAAAUAGGCAGAAAAACAGAAAGCAGCCUAUUAGUUUUACAGAUUGAAAUAUAAAAUGCCGUUUUUUUUGUUUGUUUGUUUGUUUGUUGGGGGGGGGGGGCCUAGGGUGGGCUGCUAUCUGAAGUAUUGCGCCACACAUAUAUACUGUGGCUGCACUCCUAAUGCUAGGACAGCGUGCACGCUGAGGCAGGCUGGACAGAGAGACCCAUCACUUUCUUGGGACAAGUGAAGGACAGACACGCACCACAUAUGCUUGUGUUUAAGUUCUUUAUGAAGUUUGCCACUUCUCCACGCAAUGCAGAGCCCUGCAUUAAUGAUUACCCAUUUGUUCUGUUUUGGCAAGUAUGUGUUUGGAAACCUGUGUUACAUUUUAAUCAUUUCUGGUUUCUUUUUCCUUUCAUGCCAUGAUGAGAGGAAUGGACUUUAUGGACCAGUGGAUUUAUUAUUGCUUUUCAUGCGGAGUUUGUUUUUGUUUUUUUUUCCUGAUUUUUGUAUCCUUGCGUAUUAGUAUUGACAUAGUUUCAUUUAAAAAUGCCAAUAAUUUAUAUACAAAGUGUGCUAUAAAUUUGUAGGUGUAUCAUUGCAAGUGGAUGAGCCAAAAUGACUGAUUAAAACUGAUGGUGAGAACAUGGCUGCCAAUAUGAGUGAGUAGAGGGGGAGAGGACACACUAACCACUGCAGAGUCAAACGGCCGAGCAACAUUUAAACACAGCCUGACAAUGGUGAUGCACACGAGUGUUUCGUGUGGCCUGCUCUAAUUGGUCAUUAUUAUUAUCCUUUCAGAGCCCUAUUCAGAUUUGCACUGAUUAAGGCCCUUGGCCCUCUGCCAGAGAAAAGAGCUGAUCACUGCAACCGGCUUUGUGAAGAGGCUCCACUACAGAGGGACCAAUUGUGUUACGGUUGUGUUUAUAGUGUAGGGCUGGUGUGAACUGAUGAGCACUGUCAUGGAGGCAGACUUAAUUAGUCACCAUGUACCAUGCACAUGAUGGCUGUAAUCUCAUACUCCUGAUUAAUUAAAUCCUGACAGUUUGAUUUCUGUUACUUAUUAAUGAUCUCUCUCCACUUGUUCUAAAAUCCACAACUAAAAAGAUGCUUGGUGAAGCUUUAAACAAGGUUUACAUAGAAGCAUUUGUUACUUUUAACAGAGGCAGUAUUCUCAAACACAACUUUCCCAAUCACACAUUCAAACAUAUGAUUGUUAUAUUUUACAGGACUAUUGUUUUAAAUGAUGUUGGGGAUUUUUUUCUCUAUAUUAGGUGACAAGAUCAGAUUGUGAAGUGUAAUGUGUGAAUGUGUGUGUUAAUAGUAAAAAAAAAAAAAAAACAACAACAACAAAAUAGAAUAGUAAAUGCAGAGCGUUGCCUUGGUCUAGGUGGAGUGGUUUGGAAUGUACCGAUGCUGUCAUGCUGCAGUGAAGACCCCAGCGCUAAGUAAAGUCCCAGCCUUAGCCUUAAAGGACGCUAAGCUGGUGGUGCUCUGGCUUUGUCAGCCCAUACGUUUGCUUCAGACCCUGCCGUGAAAUUAGUAAAUUGAAUUGCAACACUAGCUCUCUUUUAGCUCUCAUAUUCCACUUUUGAGUGCACUGAGGUUAGCCUCACCCAUUAUACUGUUGAAAAUCUGAUUUCAACACCUUGCAGAUGAUAUAAAGGGAAUGGGAGUAGUGAAAAAGUUUGCCUUGUUUACACAGAAAAAUGUAUUAUUGGAAUAUUACAACACAACCAAUAAAAACAACCUGUGAUCUUGAUAAUGAGUAUUUCCCAUUUGAGUGAUGAUUUGUAAUAACAGGGCAGAGUUUUAUUGAUCAUCCUGAGGAUGUAGUCAGAUAUUUGUGACUGUAAAAUAACAGUAAAGAUGUAAUUUUGUUGUUUGGGAAUACAUUUCAUUUCUUCCACCAUUGUAAUAAGUUGAUGUAUGAGUCCAUGCACAUGAAAAAUAAGGGGAGAAAAAACAACAUAAAAAGUCAAUCUAUCUCACCCAGAUUAGAUACUUUUAUUCUAAAUGAUUUGUAUUCCUCAGUUGGUCCUGUAUGGUGUGGUGUAACAGUGUAGCGCAGUGGAGAUUUGGAAAUCGUUGAAAGAUCCGAAGGUAUUCAUUCUUGUCUCAAUUUAGUGGGGCAAUAGUUUCUAAAACAGAAAUGAUGGCCUUUCUUUAUUAGUAGUCAUCUAUUGCAUCUGUAAUUACAUAUACACUGAUGUAUAAACUUGCAAAUGGUUUAUAAUCCCAGAGAGUGCAUUGCAUAUAAACAGAAAUCUUGGAACUGAGAAAGUUUUCUGGCUCUAAUUUGCACUGAAUGAAUCACUGUUGAUGAACUAAUAGAAAAUGCUUGGAAUGUUGAAUGCUUUGUCAAUUUAUCACUUUACUGUUAUUACUAGAUGGCUGAAUAUGUUACCUGUAUAAAAUAUAUUGUAUUUGAGUCCGAACACUGCUGAGACUGGGAGCUAUUUUCCCAGAGUGCAUUGGGGAAUAGACAGCACACUGCAUGUUUCAUGAAGAAAGCCAGAUCAGACACUGCAAACUAUGAAAGGGAGCGGCCUUUCUCGAAUACUUCAUUAAAUUUGGAAAAGGUGCAUACAAUACUGGGGGAAAAACUCUUGUUAUAAGUUUAUUUAUAAUUUCCUAGUAGUUUGUAGUAGCUUGACUGUCAACUGAAUGAUUUGGUUGAAAUUCGCUUUUUCCGGGCUCCCAAGAGGCACAACAGAAAAAUGUUUGCCCUGUCUUCAGGAGAUCGUAAGUUUCAAUCCUGACAAUGCCACAGCUAUCCAUGGCCAGGACCCAAGGGAUCAAAUUUGGCUGUGUUCUCUGGGUUGGAGAGAUGUUCUCUCCCUCACUCUCUCUCACACUUCUGUGAGCCCAUGUAUGCGGAAGAGGGUAGAUAGCACUUUCUUCUGAGUGUUAUGCUGCGCUGUGACGCAGCCUGAGCAGCAGUUGGAAAAGAUCCUUCACCCUCCCCGUUUGGUAGCUGUUGUAUGAUAGGAAGAGCUUGACACUUUUUCCACCAGGCAGCAAGCCCGAACAAACUACUUAUUAUAUGAAGAUGCCAAGUUUAAUGAAGUAAUAUUCAAGUUUAUUUCAGGCUUAUAAUAAAGUAACAUCAAAAGGCUUUGCUUUUUGUUUUCAUGUAAUUAUGUACGUUUCUGUGCAUUGUAGCUUUGAUGGUAGCUGUGUAACUCAAGUUUUAGUAGCUUUCCCAACAGUGAGCCAAAAUGCUAAAUUUAUUUUUAUUUAAAAAUAUGUAAUUUUUAUGUCAUGCUAAAAAAAAUCUAAUUCAGAAACAUUUCCUUGACCAGUCUUGGCUCUGUUUUAAUACAUCGCUAUAAACAUGUUGAUCACUUUGGAAGUGUGGAGACAGCGACACUGACUUUAAUAAAACACAGCUAGUUUAAUCAUGGAAAUUGCCAUCAUCUAUAUUACUGCGUAUGAUCCUUUACUGUGGAAUAUUGCUUUAAAACUUAUUUUACACAUUGGGUUAGCACUUAUGGAACAUCUGUAGGAAGGAGGCUUUCUCUUGUUUAAAAAACAGACCUCAAUAAAAUACUUCUUUAACACACUUAAUCACUAUAGAGGUCAUGAAUCCUUGACAUCUUCACUGUUGGAUCAGUUAUUUGUUGUAAGUUUGUAUGUGUGUGUAGCUAAAAUCAUUUCUGCAUCUGUAACCAUCGAAUUUGUUCAGUUUUAUUGUAUCCACAGCAGCUGUGAACACCUGUAACUAGGGGCAAAAAGAAUAUAUAGCUGAUGUGGGCCUUGUAAAUUAUUUUCCUUUUGACAAAAUGAUAAGACCAAUAUUAAAACAUGAUUGUCUUCAAA